AGUGCGCGCUCGCGCCCCGUCGACCCCGCGCGCAGUUCUCAGGGCGCAGGGCGGGGAGGCAUAAAGGGCGCUGCGCUGCGGGGCGGGCUGCACGCGGGAGGCUGACGGGGCAGCGGCACCCGCGAGCCGGCACCGGGCGGGGCCAUCACAGCCACGCGCAAAGAGGCCGAGCGGGAGCCCGGACCGCGCGGGACCAGCCCCUGGACUUCAUUUUUCUAAAGAUGUUCUAAGUUCUCACGUCAAUGCCUCUCACCCCCGUCAAGGGGGAAUUACUGAAAGAUAAAUUCCUGAAAGAAAACACGGGUGAAAAGGAGAGUCCACAGGCCACCAGCCAGCGGAAGCUCUGGACAGUUGCAUGUACUUUGUGUUCUGCUGAGUCUGGUGUACCCGGGGCUGCUUUUCUCAGUUGGAUGGACCCCUAGUGCAGAGACCUCAUCCUUCUACCUAUGGGGAGAAGCAGCUGAAUACGCCUAAGCACAGCAGGACCCCAAGACCUGGCUGGAAGUUACCACCUCUCCUCACCUCUGCCCUUCCCACAGACUGUUCUGCGAUGACCACAGCAAGGUACCGGCCCACCUGGGACCUGGCCCUCGACCCACUGGUGUCCUGCAAGCUGUGCCUCGGGGAAUACCCAGCGGAGCAGAUGACAACCAUCGCCCAAUGCCAGUGCAUCUUCUGUACCCUGUGCCUGAAACAGUAUGUUGAGCUCUUGAUCAAAGAAGGGCUAGAAACUGCAAUUAGCUGCCCGGAUGCUGCCUGUCCCAAACAGGGCCACCUUCAGGAGAAUGAGAUUGAGUGUAUGGUUGCCGCAGAAAUAAUGCAGAGAUAUAAAAAGCUACAAUUUGAAAGAGAGGUGCUCUUUGACCCUUGUCGGACGUGGUGCCCAGCAUCCACCUGCCAGGCCGUGUGCCAACUCCAGGACAUAGGGCUGCAGACCCCGCAGCUGGUACAGUGCAAAGCCUGUGACAUGGAAUUCUGCUCUGCUUGCAAAGCCCGCUGGCACCCUGGCCAAGGCUGCCCAGAGACCAUGCCCAUCACAUUCCUUCCCGGAGAGACCAGCUCUGCUUUCAAGAUGGAAGAGGGCGACGCACCCAUCAAACGCUGCCCCAAGUGCAGGGUGUACAUCGAGCGGGAUGAGGGCUGUGCACAGAUGAUGUGUAAGAACUGCAAGCAUGCCUUCUGCUGGUACUGCCUGGAGUCUCUGGAUGAUGAUUUCCUUCUGAUACAUUAUGACAAGGGGCCCUGCCGCAACAAGCUGGGCCACUCCCGAGCAUCAGUGAUCUGGCAUCGGACACAGGUGGUGGGAAUUUUUGCUGGAUUUGGGCUCCUGCUCUUAGUGGCCUCCCCUUUCCUGCUCCUGGCCACACCCUUCGUGCUUUGCUGCAAAUGCAAGUGCAGUAAAGGUGACGACGACCCACUGCCCACCUAGAGGAUGGCACGACGCUGGAACAGACCCCUUCCUCGGGACGUGUGGCUCCCCUACCCCUACCACCCCUCACACUAAACAUGUUAUUUGCCUUAUGUGCCCCAUUGAGCUUCAGUGUCCGGCUUGCUGCAGAGAUUUCAGGGAUGGCGCCAGCAAGUGGGCAGAGGCCCGGGUGUGGUCUCCUGGGUGCUGCUGAGGCACGGGAGGCGGAAGUGGGUGGGGGCAUCCCCUCAGAGUCGUUCUGUGUCUGCAGACCUGGCUGGAGGUGGCGUCAGCUGCAUACCAGGCAGUCUCCUCCCCCUGGCCGUAGACUGGAAAUGUCAAGUUUAAGAGACCCACUGGGACAAAGGGUCUCCUUGGCUUCCAGAUGGCACUGUGGUGUCAAGAGAAGUCUUCAAGGAUUAGACUGUCUUCAGCCAGCACCUGAAUAUCCGACUUGAGAAAACCACCCUGUUUGUGACAACUGUUUUUAUUCCUAAAGGCAUUUAGUAAAACCCUUUUUAGAAGACUCUCUCCCCCUGUCAACUGAGUAGUGAAAAAUCAAUAAGGUGCGUAAAAACCAUCCUAUGCCUUUUUUCGAAAUGUGCAUUUUAUGAAGUUAUAGAUAUAAAUCUUUUCUGGCCUGACCAUUUUAUUCAGGAGCUACAGAAAGCCUUAUGCACACUCUGUGUUUUUCUUGGAACCUGCUGUCAUCAGUUUUUGAAUGCUGUGAGCUGUGUACUGUUACCCACACGGGCCCCGUGUCAUUGCAUUUCUUUGAAAACACUGCUACAUUUGAAGGAUUAUCUCUAGCUUCACAGCAUUGCCCUUUGCCCCAGUUCAGCUCACAGGGCGCGUCCCUUCAGUCCUCUCUCCCGGGUGACAUCAGAUGCCUUUGCGCAUCUUUAAACCGGAUGUUCUCCUCUGAACUAAUUUUACUCCGAGUGACUCUAUUUUGAUUCCAUGCCCAACUUUUUAGGUAGGCAUCAAGGAGACAGUGUCAUCUAUCUCUAGGGAACACUUGGAGGCUGGCUUAGAGCUUUCUGAAGUCUAUGCAUUGUUAAAAUGUUUUAAGUAAUUUGAAAAAUCAUGUGGCUCACACACUCUGAACCCUGCUAACCAGUUUGUUCUUGCUAGGUGAAAAAAGGAGAGAGAAAGAAUAAAAAAGGAAUAAAGGAAGGAAGGAAGGAAGGAAGGAAGGAAGGAAGGAAGGAAGGAAGGAAGGAAGGAAGGAAGGAAGGAGAGACCCUUCUGUUUCACUUAAUUUUUCUGAUGUGCAGAGUUUGUGAAUUGAUCCUUCCCUGGGCUAUGUGACAGUUACAUAUCAACAAAGAGCAAGUUAGUAAGAAGACACAGGUAUUCCUUAAAUCGUCUCUGAAAAUAGGGAGCAGUGCUUUCUCUCAGAGUUGGCUUUCAUAGUCCAGUGUGCUUCCCAGGAGAUGUAGAGAUUUGGGGAGGGGGUGGCUGGGCAUUUGACUACUGCAGGAACAUCCUUAGGGGCUGUCUGUAUGACUCUUCGUUUAUGGGUCAAUGUUAAGCCCUAACAGACACUCCCUGCAGGGCAAUGGCAUAAUUCUCUUUAUUUUUAAUUGACAGUGAGUAACUGAGGUAAAACAGAACCACUGGUCUCUCAUCCUCUGGUACUGAUUUUCUUUAUUAAGCUAAAGCCAUUUAGAGUCUCAGUCCUCAUCAAAACCACACUCAAAAAGUCCCCCUGGUAGUUGCAAAUUACAGGUGUGACUUCUGCUGGGUGAAGCCUAGGUCUUGAUGCUCUGUGGUGAGAAACUGGUCAGUAGCUGAGAUUUGAGACCUCAAGCCUGCAGUUUGUAUGAGAUGUUAUCCAGUCACCACCCCUUAAAAUGCCUGUCAGGAAUCUCAGCUGUCCUGGGCCCUGGCUCCUUCUUGCCUUGCCUUGAUUGCUGCUGUCUGAUUUGUUCAGUGACAUUCUGUCUUUGCGGUGGGGGAGGCUGCAGUUCAAGCUCCCUAAUCAAAGAUGGGGUCCCCUUAUGUCUAGGAGACUCCUCUGGAUGUCCACACACCUCUGUAACCCCACCUGUGCUCACACAGCAGCCUAUAGUGGGCUUCCUAAGCACAUGGCUGGCACAAGCGGGAAUUGUGGGGACAUGGGCCAAACUGUAUCCUGUCUGCCCUGAGUCUUUGUACACUUACUCAGUUGGCUUCAGUAAUAAAACCUAACUUGUCCAUUCCCUAUAGAAACACCAGUAAGAUCACGUUGAAAUAUAUAAACUUAUGUAUUGUCGCCCGAGGGAGUCCUCUAAGUAGAGGUUACCACAUGCGUUUACUAUGGACAUUCAGCUUGAGCCAAUUGUGGUUUGAAAUGCAUAUGCAACAGAAGAGGUGGCCCCCGAUGAAGCUGGCCUCUCUGUCGGUCCUAAGAAGCCCGAGGGCCUCUGUGACCAGUCUCAUUUCUGUUGCUCAGUGUGGUACCUCAGAACUGAAAAUGGAGUUCCCUGAGACAGACUGUUUUCCUGAUGGAAGAAGAGCUGGCCUUGUAGAGAAGGCUCAGAGUGGCGGGCUAUGGGGCUGUUCCGUAAGACUUCACUGAGCACUCGCUGGUCUGUGGGUUAUCCGCAGCUGACCCUGCUACAGAAUCUCCCUGGGUGUGCUUAUCUCUGCCAAAUUCAUUCUUGCACCUUGUGUCCUGGGGGAUGAGGCGUCACAUUCUCCCCCAGAGUGAUGCCAGCAGUGGCUAAGUCAUGAUAGGUGUUCGUGGAGGACUGGGUGACAGCUCCUUGCAGGGACAGGGGAAUUGGAUUUCAUGAGUUUCACUACCCAGAGUGUGGAACCAAAACUUGCCCACCCAUCCCGCUUUCCUGCCUAUCUUGAGGAGAGCAAAUCUUCCCUAUAGUUUAUUAUUUCAUAAAGCAGAUGUGAGACUCUGACCAGUUCCCCACUGAAAACAGUGCACGUGAGAGGAAGGAUAGUGAGGCUGGAAAAUUGGCUUCAAGGUGAAAUUAUCUUUUCCAUUGGAAUUAGAAAGGGGAAAGAUUAUUUUAUGAGUUAGAAGAGAAGAGUUUCCCUUGGUAGUCUUUAAAGAUUAAGGGAUUAGAAAAAAAAGGGAGGACUUAUUUUGUAUACUUCCCAGAUUUCCACUGAUUAAUAAAUAUACCUGUGAAUAUAUAUAUGUAGAUCACAAUGAAAUUUUCAAGGGAAACCAUUUUGCAUGUAUACCGUUUUAUGAAGGUUUCCUUAAAUAAAAUAAAUACCAAAGCUUGUUUCUCCCUCACAAUGAACCCAAACCCUUAUGAAGUUAAAUGAGGUGAAGAAAUUUGGCUAUUGCCAAAAACUCAACCAGGAGGGAAGGGCUUAUGUUCAAACAAUUACUGAUGCCCUGUGACUAGGGGAACACGUCCUUUUGGUAGUUAAAACCCCAUGGUCUCCAGCCUUCCUGACUUGUAUAAUCCUGUCUUCCAAGAUCCCAGGGCCCUUCCGUUAGGUGUAGCUGUGUGCCACGUGCCUGACUUUUCUUUUGUACUUUGCUUACUUUGCCUUGGGUAUAUUUUAAUCUUGUAUAAAACAAAAAUGCAUGUGUCGGUCAUGCGCACGUGCACACGUAGACAUUCUGUAUUUGACAAAUGGUGGUAAGACCAAAAAAACAAACAAACAAAAAAAAAAACAAGAAGAGAAUUGCAUUUGUGGUUUUGCAGCGUGAGUACACUUUGUACCACUAACACUGUGAUGUAUAAGAGCUGUCUGAAUGCCUUUUCAUGUUGUGAUUUGUACUCUAGAAUCCUAUGGAAACAUUUGGUUUAUAAUUUCAAUACAUAUUUUAAAUGUAUUGUGUCUUAUGUAGUCUGUCUCCCCUUUCGAAGGGAUAUCUUUUUAAAGGUAUUUUGGCUGGAAUACAGGUGAUUAUUUUGUAAA
Molecule: messenger RNA, 5290 nt
Organism: Mus musculus (house mouse)
Lineage: Eukaryota; Metazoa; Chordata; Mammalia; Rodentia; Muridae
Gene: Rnf144a
Product: ring finger protein 144A
Exons: 10
Coding region: 551-1429 (292 amino acids)
Biological process (GO): protein K6-linked ubiquitination; pattern recognition receptor signaling pathway; protein ubiquitination
Cellular component (GO): cytoplasm; endoplasmic reticulum membrane; plasma membrane
Molecular function (GO): ubiquitin protein ligase activity; zinc ion binding; ubiquitin-protein transferase activity
Source: RefSeq, marked validated